AGAGACGCAACAAUAAAUGAAAAUCAAUCAAAUCCGUAGGUCAAAUCAAUAUAAUUUUCUCAAAUAAUAAAUAGUUUAUUGCUGAUUAUUAUUUAAAUAAAUGCUUUAAUAAGCUUAUUAUCUUAGUAUUAUUUAUUAGCACUACUUACAAUUAUGAUUAAGGCAAUUCUAGUGUUCAAUAACCAUGGAAAACCACGGCUAUCGAAGUUUUAUCAAUAUUUUAAUGAAGACAUGCAGCAACAGAUAAUAAAAGAGACAUUCCAAUUGGUCUCCAAGAGGGAUGACAAUGUGUGCAAUUUCCUUGAGGGUGGUAGCCUCAUCGGAGGGUCGGACUAUAAGCUCAUCUAUCGACACUAUGCCACGUUAUAUUUUGUGUUCUGUGUGGACUCCUCUGAGAGUGAGCUGGGCAUCUUAGAUCUAAUACAGGUAUUCGUAGAGACAUUAGACAAAUGCUUUGAGAAUGUGUGCGAGUUGGACCUGAUCUUCCACGCGGACGCGGCGCACCAGGUGCUGGACGAGCUCGUGAUGGGCGGCAUGGUGUUGCAGACCAACAUGGCCGACAUACUGUGUCGGUUGCAAGAGCAGAAUAAAAUGCAGAAGGCUGAGGCGGGUAUAUCGGCGGCGCCGGCGCGCGCGGUGUCGGCGGUGAAGAGCAUGAACCUGCCCGCGCUGCGCGACAUGCGGCUGCCCGACCUGCCGCAAGCCAUCAAGGAUUUGAAAUUCUGACCGCUGCAGCAAGGCGCUCUCCCCGCCACGCCAGUCGCCAUUGCCACAAACAUUAUAAACACAAUUUACCCUCAGAACGACAAAUAUCAGAACCUAAAACAGGAAAACUUAUCGAAAUUCUUCGGUUCCGAGACAUUAAGCACGAAAUUCUCCGAGACGUUCUCUGAAAAUUACCAACAAACUGAGGGGAUCAAUUUUCCGAAUUAUGAAAGCCAAAAGUCUGAUGGUUAUCAAGAUUUGAGCGGUAACAUCGUGGAAUACGAUUAUUCGCAAGUGAAGAAUAGGAAGAAGAAGAAGAAACGCGGUAAAACGAAUCCGCAGUGAAAUGUUGCAAUUUUUUUUUCUCCAAUGUAACGAUAAAAAUAAACUAAUUUGUGUGAAGUCAGUAUAACACUUGGAUUUGAUUAAACAACGAUAGACUAGGAUCAAAAGGCUAUGUUUAAAAAAAUAUUAUUAAAAAAUCUACCUUCAAGAUGAAAUAGGGGGUGAAAAUUGUAUGAAAAAUACAGAACAUAUUUUUUUGGCGUCAGAAAAUUGUGCUAAACGUAUGCGUAUGCUUAUACUAUAUAUAUAUAUACUUUUAAAUAUGUUAGAAUAAAAAAAAUUUAACGUAAAGGAAACAGUACCAAUGUUGGUGCUGUAUCAGAAUGUAUUAUUUAUAUAGAAUUAGCCUUCAGAAACAAUAAUGUGUGAUGACAGUUCCAUUCUGUCGCCGAAUUCGGACACACGCCGGCGCGAACGCGUGAACAUUGCGUAAUUAGUAUGAGUGUUUUUAUUUACUGCAAUGAAAAACCAGAAAUGUAUACUGAAUCCGCCAAAGUUUGGCGAACUGGUCGCGGAUAGUGUAGAGCCGGCGAUAUAGACGUAUAUCUCUCUUUUUCAUCUCCCCGUGUACCGGUUUCUUUUGGGGUUGAGACGCCCUGAAGCCCGUGGUCUGCUAUUAUCCUUUGUACGGCUGGUCUGUAAAUCUGUUUAUAUACUUUUUAGAAUUAAUUUGCAAUAUUAUUGGAUAUUAAAAGUGAUAGUGUAUUUGAAUAACAUUCCUUCCUUAGAAUUUAUUUGUAUAAAAAAAGUUUUGCGACGAAGCGUGGCAAUUUAAUUAGCUAACAUGUUACUUAGGUGUUUGUAAUGAAAUAUUAUUUCUAGUUUAAUCUAAACACAAGAUUUCGGUUACAAAUAAUCAGUACUAACAUUAUUUUUACAUAAUAAUCGAUAUUGUAAAUUAGAUUAAGAAAUAUAUUUUACGUUAUCUCAUUA
This is a messenger RNA of Plodia interpunctella (Indianmeal moth), 1983 nucleotides long. It is a transcript of the gene or, whose product is annotated as orange. NCBI's taxonomy places the organism in Eukaryota, Metazoa, Arthropoda, Insecta, Lepidoptera, Pyralidae. The transcript has 6 exons. Gene Ontology annotation, cellular component: membrane coat; intracellular membrane-bounded organelle; AP-3 adaptor complex. Gene Ontology annotation, biological process: Golgi to vacuole transport; intracellular protein transport. The record is from RefSeq and is a predicted model, not a curated record. Bases 154 to 726 code for a protein of 190 amino acids.